Erinaceus europaeus (western European hedgehog) is the source of this 977-nucleotide messenger RNA. RefSeq names its product chymotrypsin like elastase 3B. Gene Ontology annotation, biological process: proteolysis. The transcript has 8 exons. Gene Ontology annotation, molecular function: serine-type endopeptidase activity. The record is from RefSeq and is a predicted model, not a curated record. Lineage: Eukaryota; Metazoa; Chordata; Mammalia; Eulipotyphla; Erinaceidae. The coding region runs from base 1 to 810 and encodes 269 amino acids.
AUGUUUUGGCUGCUGAGUUCUCUCCUCUUUGUAGCCCUUGCCUCAGGCUGUGGCCGUCCUUCCAUCAACCCUGCCUCCCGGGUUGUCAACGGUGAAGAUGCAGUCCCCUACAGUUGGCCCUGGCAGGUGUCCCUACAGUAUGAGAGGAAUGGAGAAUACUAUCACACCUGUGGUGGCAGUCUCAUUGCCCCUGACUGGGUCAUGACUGCUGGUCACUGCAUCUCGAGCUCCCUGACCUACCAGGUGGUACUGGGUGAGUAUAACCAGGCUGAGACUGAGGGCCCUGAGCAGGUGAUCCCCAUCAACCCUGAGGACCUCUUCGUGCACCCACUCUGGAACCCCAACUGCGUGGCCUGUGGCAAUGACAUCGCCCUCAUCAAGCUGUCACACAGUGCACAACUGGGAGACACAGUGCAGCUGGCCUGCCUCCCUCCUGCUGGCGAUAUCCUACCCAAUGAGGCACCCUGCUACAUCAGCGGCUGGGGUCGCCUGUACACUGGAGGGCCACUCCCAGACAAGCUGCAGCAGGCCCUGCUGCCCGUAGUGGACCAUGAGCACUGCUCUAAGUGGGACUGGUGGGGCAGCUCCGUGAAGACCACCAUGGUUUGUGCUGGCGGGGACAUUCGCUCCGGGUGCAAUGGUGACUCUGGAGGACCCCUCAACUGCCCCACAGCUGAUGGUACCUGGCAGGUACAUGGUGUAACCAGCUUUGUUUCUGCAUUUGGCUGUAACACCCGCAAGAAGCCCACGGUAUUCACACGUGUUUCUGCCUUCAAUGACUGGAUUGAGGAGACCAUGGCAAGUCACUAAGACCAAGGCCCGGAUGGCAGUGCCCAACAACACUCAUUGCCAAAAAUAAAUAUCUCUCAGAAAAAUCCCAACCUGUGCCUUUAUUUCUUCUUCUUCCUUGACUCACUUCUUCCUCUCCAGUCCAUUCCUAAAAUCUUAGCUUCAGAACAUAGGAAAGAGACCAGAUC